AUGUAUCGCGAUGUCGUGCAUCGCCGCUGGGCGCGCGCCUUUCUCUUCCACCUGCUCUCCAUCGGCCCCUUCCUCUUCCUCUGGGCCGCGCCGCUCGUCGUCCGCGCGGGCCUCCUCCCAUCGCUCCUCUCCUUCUUCUCGCUGCGCCUUUACCUCGCUUUCGCGAUUUUUGAUCUUUCGCAACUUCUUUUCGUUCUAGCUCACCACGCCAUCGUCGUCGCAGACGCCCCUCCCCUCCCCUCCACUGCCUCCCUCCUCUCUUCCGCCGCGAAUCUCGCCGGAUUUGCCGGCAUAUCAGAUCCACGCCCGUUCGUGCACCAAGACCAACAGAUUCGCGCAUCGCACGACGGGUUUCGCGGGCCCGCCAGCCAAUGGGAGGCGGAAGCGGCUCGGGCGACGCUAGCUGGCCGCGCCAAGUUCGCUUCUCUUUGCGCCGCGGCGGGCGCCGCAGGUGCGAUCGCGCUCUCGCUCUUCCGCGCGCAGCUUCUGGGCAGCACGGCGGAGACCGAAUCCAACGACGAGUGGCGGCCAGACGGUUGGGCCGUGGCGGGCGAGGCGGGAUUCGGCGGCGCGGUGGGGGUGCUGUUCGCGGCGUACCACGUGGUGCGGCGCGACUACCUCCUCGCGUUCCCCGUGCUGCAGGUGCGCCGCGCAGCUGCGCUCCACCCCGCCCACGUCGCGCCCCGUUCUACCGAUUCAAGACGACCCUCCCGCGCUGCGCCACGUCAGCAGCCACAUUCGGGUGCAUCCACCGCGCUCCUCUACUCCCUCCUGCUCCGCCACGCUCCUGCUGCCGCUCCUCGCCACCGCCACCACCACCGGCCACCGGCAUCCCGCUCACCUUCCUCGCCGCCCCGCCUCUCUCCAUCCGCGCACUGCUGCUCUCUCUGCUGGCCCGCCUGCACGGCGUUGGCGUUCCUGGCCUUCUCCUGGGAGGCCGCUGCGGCCGCCGACGAACAUCUUCCUCACCCACCCACCUCUUCCUCCCCCCGCGCCCUCCUCCCCCUCCUCCCCCCCCUCGCCCCCCUCCUCCUCGCCCUCUCCCCCUCCCCCUGGCCCCGCAACUCCUCCAUCCCCUGUCCCCCUGCCCCUCCUCGCCUGCCCGCCUCGUGCUCCACUGGGCGCUGCUCGACCUCGUCGCUGCUCGCCGAAUCAGAGGCUGACACGUGCGCCGAGCGCUGGCGCUUCGCUGCUGCUGCUGGUAUCCCACCGUUACCCACUGCACUGCAGCAGCAGCAAGCAGCAGCAUUAUUCCUUACAGUCACCCACGGCUGCAUUCACAGCAGCCGGUUUGCCUCUGCUGAAGGGAUGAGAUGGCGGCAGGGGAAGGGCGGAGGGGAGGGGGGUGGAGGGGCAGGCGCUGCAAGGGGGAGAGGUCUUGGGAAGCGGCGCAUAUGGUGGGGUUUCGGGGGGCCAGGGGGGAGUGGAAUGGGCGGGGGGGGCGUGGAGGGGAGGAGGAGAGCGCCCAGCGCAGCUGAGGUGUUCUUUGACUGGCAGGUGAGCGGGCGGCAGGUGAGCGGGCGGCAGGUGAGCGGGCGGCAGGUGAGCGGGCGGCAGGUGAGCGGGCGGCAGGUGAGCGGGCGGCAGGUGAGAGGGCGGCAGGUGAGAGGGCAGCAGGUGGGCAUGCGCGCGCUGGCAGCGCUGACAGCAGCGUCGCGGGGGGAGGACCGCAUGGGCGUGGCGCAGAUGGCGGGCGCCAACGCCGCGGCGCUUUCCGCGCUGCUCUCUGCACUGCUCGCCCUUGACUCGCUCCUCCUCUCCCCCUCCCACCGCCACCCCGCCGCCCCCGCCACCUUCUCUGGCUUUGGGGAAGCUUCCUCGCAAGCGACUCCUCCAGGUGCCUCUCAACCUGCCUUCUCCCACCAGACCUCGGUUCUAGCUUCAGGAAGCGGGGGAUUAUUUGGCACACCGACCCUCGGUCUUAGGUAUGGAGGUGCUGCAGCAGGUGGUUCGGACGUACCAGGCGAGGGAGCAGGGGGCGGGGCGGUGGGGAGAGCUGUGUACAGCGAGGGGGUGGUGGGGCCGGUGUGGGGCGAGGCAUGGGCCAUGGCGGAUGUGGUGCGCACCUCUCUGUAUUGCAUUGCAGAGACGUUUGGGGAGGAGAUGGUGGAGAAGGCGGGUGGAGGGAUGGGAGGAGGGAGGGGGGGAAGAGGAGGCGGUGGGGCAGGUGCUUGGAGGGUGGAUGAGGCGUGGUUGCCUGGGGACAUGCGACCCUUGUUUGGUUCGAGAGAAGCUCAUGCAGCCAAGGUGCUGUCGCUGCUGGCACACACUGAGUAG
Closterium sp. Naga37s-1 is the source of this 2277-nucleotide messenger RNA. Lineage: Eukaryota; Viridiplantae; Streptophyta; Zygnematophyceae; Desmidiales; Closteriaceae. The record is from the annotation of a GenBank genome assembly.